This is a messenger RNA of Cryptosporidium ubiquitum, 1545 nucleotides long. Its product is annotated as tyrosyl-DNA phodphodiesterase 1. The transcript has a single exon. Gene Ontology annotation, cellular component: nucleus. Lineage: Eukaryota; Apicomplexa; Conoidasida; Eucoccidiorida; Cryptosporidiidae. Gene Ontology annotation, molecular function: 3'-tyrosyl-DNA phosphodiesterase activity; single-stranded DNA binding; double-stranded DNA binding. Gene Ontology annotation, biological process: double-strand break repair; single strand break repair. The coding region runs from base 1 to 1545 and encodes 514 amino acids. The record is from RefSeq and is a predicted model, not a curated record.
AUGAAUAUUUGUGAUAAAGUAGAUAUUUCGAGACCUCCAUCUUUUAAAAAGACAAAAUUUAAUCAUGAUAUUAUUGAAAUUUUGUCAGACUCUUCUGAAGAGUCUAAUUUAGGAAAUGUUAAUUCAAAUUAUGACCAGUUUAGAUUAGAAACACCUAUUUAUUUAAAUGAACUUAACUUUGAAAAAAAAAAUUCGAAAAAUUUAUCCUUUAAGUCGUUUUUUGUAGUUAAUGACCAAAUAUCAAUCAAAAAAUCAUCUUGGCAAAUUAAGAACAUUUUUUUUUCAAGCUAUAUAAAUGAUGUCGAAUGGGUAAUUAAAGAAAUAGAAGAUUCUGAGUUAAUUCAUAAGAAUAUCGAAUCCAUCCUGUUUGUUUCUCAUCAUACGGGCAAUUCAAUAAGCUGUAAAUUUUCUAAUCAUCAUAAAAUAAGAACUGAAAAGAUUUCAAUUCACUCUCCAUAUCUAAAAGUCCCAUAUGGAGUGUUUCAUCCUAAAUUUAUUUUAAUUGUUUUCGAACAUCUAAUUCAGCCCAAAAUGAACUUCAUUAGGUUUGUAAUUACAUCAGCCAAUCUUAUACGGCAAGAUUGGGAGUUUAAAUCGCAAUCAAUAUGGGUGCAGGACUUCUUUCUUACAAUUAAAAAAAAAAAUUGUGAAUUCUCAGAAUACUUGCACGAAUUCCUAAAGAAUAUUCUAAAUGGUUCCAAAUUACAAGAAUUUUGGCUAAGCAAAAUUCAAGAAUUCAAUUUCGAAGAUGCAACAAUAAAAUUAGUUGCAAGUGUUCCUGGCUAUUUUUUUGGUCAUGAAAUGUUCAUGUGGGGUCAUUUAAGAGUUAAAUCUCUGUUAAAGAACGUUAUUUUCAAAAAGAUAAAUAAAUCUGAAAGAUCUCUAAAAGAGCAAGAAAAGAUCAUUCUUCAGUUUUCGAGUAUCGGAAGAAUAUCUGAGAAAUGGCUAUACAAGGAGUUAGUUUCAUCGUUAUCGGAAACACCCGAAACUAGGGUUGAAAUAAUUUUUCCAACAAUUAAACAGGUUCUUAAUUCGAUAGAGGGAAUUGAGGGAGGGGGGUCUUUACCUGUAAAGAAAGAAUAUAUUUGUAAGCCCUGGAUUACAAAGUUGCUUCAUAGAUGGGGAGAAGGGAGUAUUGAUGGAAAUAUUUCAACUGAAAAAGCAAUACCUCACAUAAAGACUUUUCUAAAAUACAAAAUGUUCAAUAAUGCUGUUCAAAUUAUAUGGCUAAUUCAAGGAAGUUAUAAUUUAAGUAAUGCUGCUUGGGGGCAAUUACAAAAAGAUAAAUCCCAAUACUGUAUCAGAAACUACGAGCUUGGAAUAUUUCUUCAUAUAGAUCAAUUUGAGUUUGAGAGAUAUGACAAAUCUGAGAAGGAAGAAGAAUUUCCAAAGUUUGUUUGGAAAAGAAAAACAGAUCAUUCAUUUGAUUCAAAAAUACAUAAUAAUCAGCCGAAUAAACUUCUGGAUAUUCCUCUUCCUUUUAAAUUACCUCCCAGAAGAUAUUCCAGUGAUGAUAUUCCUUGGAAUAUUGAACUAUUAAUGUAA